UUUGGUAAUGGGGAAAGUAAGUUAUUUAGCUUUUUGCACGUUUUUGCUGGGUUUGUUUAGAGACUUUGGAGAAAAAUAUCUAUGCAUAUUUAGUGAAUAUAAGCUAUUAUCAAAUUUCGAGAUUUAAAAAAAUAUGGUGGACUUAGAAAAAAUAUCCUUCGAUGGGAGUACAAUUCCCCUAGGUGUUCUCUAAUCGAAAAAGCUUAGCAUUUCGAUUUAAUUUUUGAUUCGAAAUGCUAUUUUUUAAAUCAACCACCAAAUGGUGGUUUCAUUCCUUUAAGUAACUUCCAUGCAGAUGCCAUGUGACGCGUGAAUAGAUCACGACAUGGUUGUUUUACUUUCAAUUCAUUUCUGGUAAAGUGUUAAUGCCGUUCGCAUGUAUCCAUCGCCAAAAACAACAACAACACAAUAAACAAUAAGAGGAGACGAAGAAGAAAAACAACCAACACCAUUGCAUUGUGUAGCUAACUACCUUUUGAUGGCAGCACAAUGCGCCAGUCGAAAUCCAUUCGAAAGCCCAAAGCAAAUACUCCAUUCAUAAAUAUGGAUCGGGAAUUUUGAAUGCAAGUGAAUGAAGGCCCAAAGUUAGAGGUUCGGAAGCAUCGCAUGCAAAAAAAAAAUUGUAAAUAUUAUUGUUUGUUGUUUUUUUACGUUUUUUGCCGAUUGCAACUGAGGAAGAAUGAGAGCAAGAGCAAAAAAAUAUGUAUGGAGAGAGUGAGUUUACAAUGGUACGACGACAAACCAACCAGCCGUUUAACAACCAUUCUUCAUGGCUGACUGACUGUACAAACAAAUUGGUUACAUGCGGAGAGGUUGGCUUGGCAGUGGCUAGCUAUAUAAAACACGAAAUAGACAGAUAUCCUCGAUUCAAUGUUGCCACAGCCAUACAGGAAGACACAACAACACAACUCACACCACAGACAUCCGUACAGCGUCGGCAGAGGGCGAUACACGACCGUGAUCUUGAGGAGAUUUCAGCAGAUUGCCAGGAGACCUCAUUGCGGCAGCGACGGCAGGGUUAUCAAUAUUAUCACUACGACAACAGCCACAACCAGGAUUACAAGGUUCACAACAACGACUACCACACGGAUACGAACGACGACAAGAAGGAGCAGCCCUGGCAACUGUUGCAACUCUGGAGGAGAUAUACCCAGCAGCUCAAUAAAAAUAUCUAAAGGAUGCUGCUUCUGUUGUUCCGAAAUUGUUGUCGCAUCCUGUGGAAACAUGUAAGAACGAAUUCGCUUGGCCACAAAAAAUUGGAUAAAGAGCCAAAGAAGUUAUCGCCAACGCCGCCACCAUCGACGCCGCUGCAAUUGUCAUACUAUCGCCAACAACAACAACGACAUUACCAUUUCAUUUUAUGGUUUUCAUUUCUGUUGCUGCUGAGUCAACAGCAUGGCGAAUGCGAAUGCAGUCCAGCAUCUGGAGCGAAUCACAGGGCCCAACGCCGUUUCAUGUGGAAACAAAUGGACACAACUGUGGAUGGUUUCGUUGGACGAAUGGUGACAGGCGCCCGUAUGAUGAAGGGUAUGAUUGGUGAAUUCAUGCCACAGCAACAACAAGGUGGAAAACCAGGUUCCGGCAAUGCUUUGGAUUACCUGCCAACCGAGACAACACGUAUACGCUACAUCAUACGUAACCCUCUGACCAAAGAGACGAAAGUUAUUAAAAUACGUCCCUCGAAAAAGGUCAUCAAACUUAUGGCCAUGACACCGAAACCAUUGCUGGCCGAGAAGACCAAGUCGAUGUACAUCUUGGAAAAUGGAAAGCUACGGCAGCUGGAAAAAGAACAGAAACUUAUAGCUGAGGGAAAACUUCCACCAAAACACGAGGAACGCAUGCCUUCUAACAAGAAACCCACUUCUGGCGACAACUCACAGCGUGGUCAUAAUCGUGACCAUUUACAACACGGAGAAAUUGUUAAAGGCGUCGGAUUGGGGGGUCAAGAUUUUGGCGAAAGUUGGAAACCGGUGUUUAAGGACCACGAGAGCCAUUCCACAGCCAGGCCAUCAAUGAUGAGUUUGUUGCACACCAACAUUGUGGGUGAACUGUUGCCACAGCCGCAGAAGCAAGUCUAUGAUCCGACAUACGAAUCGAAUGACUACGAGGAAAUGGAGCGGGAACGGGAACGUGAAUUCGAACGUGAUCGCAAUAAAUCACACACCUAUGAGGUGACGGAGUACACGGCAGAGGAAUCGGUAAUGCAACCCUUGUCCCAUGACUACUACAGCUAUAAGCAUGUACCAAUCUCUGGAUUGACAUUGCGGGCCACGGGGUCCACAAGCACAACGGAGUCGCCAAGCGAAACCAAUAAGAACGAGGAAGAAACAAACCCUGAAGAACAUUUUUAUAGCUACCGACCUGUACCGGUGGCCUCCUUGUCGUUAUCUCUGCGAGGACUUGGUCAUCGGUAUGCUACGCCCCAAAAGGAGAUACCACGUGAGGUGGAGGAACACAAGGAAGUUGAGGAGGCAUCAUCGGAAAAAGUUCAAAUAACGGAAUAUAGAACUCACAGAGGUCCACCACCUUCACGCUUGAGUGGCAGCAGCAGCAGCAGUAGUUAUAGGUCACAUGUGGAGACAACGACAUCACUGCCCAGUACCACAACAACCGAAGAGCCCAAUUAUCCACCGGCCUUCCUCAAGAAAAUGCGUGAACGCCCCGACAGUCAGUAUGUGGUCAAGCAACAACAACCCCGUAAUAAACCCAAAGAAUUGGUGUUGGAAAAUACCUGGAUACCUUCCAAUGUGUCCUACUCUGAGACCAACACCUACCACCCCAAACCCACGGCCUAUCCACAGCACUCGAUAUCCUCGCUACGUAUCAAGUCUCAAAAAUGGCCACCCGAUUUACCGGAUACACACAAUUCGGAUAACGCUCAUCACGCAGCAGAACCCUCUGCCGGAUCUCUCCAAGGCUAUGAAACCAAUGCGUCAGCAACCUCCAUUUCAGCUGUGCGUAACACCGGAAACCAUUCACGGAAAAAUGUUCGCCUCAAGUCGCAUGAGGGCGGCAACAGUUCUCCAAUUUCUUCUUCUGCCUCCUCUGGUUCUUCGAACACAAGUACCUUGUCUGCCUCAUCCUCCUCUUCCUCACCCUCAUCCCACUCACAACCUGCUCAUGAAACAAGAAAUAUUGAAUACCACAGACAUCGCAACAGCCGUCACAGAGGCUCUAUUCGAUUCGGUGACAAAUUGGAAACAGAUGAAGGUUAGAAGACGGCUGACGACAGACGGCAGCAACAGCACCAACAACCCCAAGCAAACAGCUCUAAGCUGCCAGGGGUGUUGCAAACAAGGAAGCCCUGCGUGCGACCAACCAACCAACCAAAGUCAAUUUUAAACAAAUUAUUUAUUGAGCGUUUUAGUAGAUAUGUAAGUGUAACUAAGUAAUUGUUAUUGUUAUUGUAGUCGUAAGAACAGAUCAGCAAGAAAGAGAGUCUAGGCAUUUAAGUAAAUUAUUUAUACCUUAGUUUUUAUAGAUGUGUAGUAUACAUUUACGAGGAGUAUAUA
Molecule: messenger RNA, 3512 nt
Organism: Musca domestica (house fly)
Lineage: Eukaryota; Metazoa; Arthropoda; Insecta; Diptera; Muscidae
Exons: 3
Coding region: 1179-3215 (678 amino acids)
Source: RefSeq, a predicted model, not a curated record